UACUUUAUUAAAUUUCUCCUACUCCCUUCUAUAAAGACCGGCCUGCUUCCAUACUUAACCGCAUUCUGAGCUUUGCUGCGGUUCAGCCACUCCAACAGAGAAAGAAAUGAAAGACCAUUGGCUCUCUUUAAUCUUGCUUGUUCUACUUUUGUCAAUAGCUGCCGGAGACUCCAGCAAUGAUUGCGUCUACACUCUCUACGUGAAGACGGGUUCGGUCAUCAAAGCCGGGACCGACUCAAAGAUCAGCGUAACUCUAGGUGACUCACUGGGCCGCUCAGUUCGGGUCUCGGAUCUCAAGUCAUGGGGCUUAAUGACACCCUCCCACGACUACUACGAGCGUGGCAACCUUGACAUCUUCAGCGGGCGCGGCCGCUGCAUCGGCUCGCCCAUCUGCCGCCUCAACUUGACCUCGGACGGCUCAGGGUCGCACCACGGCUGGUACUGUGACUAUGUGGAGGUCACCUCGACGGGGCCUCACAAGGCUUGCAGCCAGACUGUGUUCUAUGUUGAUCAGUGGCUGGCCGGUGAUGCUCCGCCUUUCCAGUUGACGGCUAUUCUUGAUGGGUGCAGUAUGCGAGAUGGGCCUGCAAAGCGUGGGAUACAUGGGCCUCUUGUUGUGGGAAAUCCCCAAAGAUCCACUUAGACUUGAGAAUAGCUAACCUUUGGGGUUCUUGGGAGAAAAAAAAGUUGCUAAUAAUAUGGCAGUGAGACGUUAAUUUUGGUCCUGUUCCUUGCGGAUUUUGAUGAUUUGGAUCUGUUACAGAUGCCUUCUCAUAAGGAUAAUUAGCUUUGUAAUAAAAUUAGAAAUAAUUGAAAUGAGUUUUGAGCA
Molecule: messenger RNA, 829 nt
Organism: Theobroma cacao (cacao)
Lineage: Eukaryota; Viridiplantae; Streptophyta; Magnoliopsida; Malvales; Malvaceae
Product: PLAT domain-containing protein 3-like
Molecular function (GO): protein binding
Source: RefSeq, a predicted model, not a curated record